This is a messenger RNA of Botrytis deweyae, 534 nucleotides long. RefSeq lists its product as uncharacterized. The transcript has 2 exons. NCBI's taxonomy places the organism in Eukaryota, Fungi, Ascomycota, Leotiomycetes, Helotiales, Sclerotiniaceae. The coding region runs from base 1 to 534 and encodes 177 amino acids. The record is from RefSeq and is a predicted model, not a curated record.
AUGCCCAGCAACUUUGAAGCAGAGCUUAGACUGGUUAUUACAGGAAAUCAUGAUUUGGAGCUUGAUGAAGGAUGGUGCAAAGCACACCUCGAGGAAGACGAGGACUAUCUUGACGACCAUGCACGGGCCAUGGAGGUAAUGAAGGGGGAAUUAGCGAAAGAACCGGUUGUUACUUAUUUGGAGGAAGGAACGCACACUUUCAAUCUUAAAAGUGGUGCAACAUUUAAGAUAUAUGCUUCGCCAUACCAACACGAGUUUAACGAUUACACCUCUCCUUACAAACGUAACGAAGAUCGAUUCAAUGCAUCUGGGGAAACUGCAGAGGGCGUAACUUCCAUUGCUGAAAAUCCUAUCCCAGCUGAUGAAGAUGAGAUGAAGAGAGAGGAUGACCUGGUCAACAAGUAUCCGCAGGCUAUGGAUUUGCAUAUUGAGUCUGGCAAAGAAACUCUGAUGGUUAAUGCGGCGAUUCUGGAUGGAGAACAUCAGCCUACCAAUGCUCCCUGGAUCAUCAACUUGGACUUGCCUUCUUCAUAG